This is a messenger RNA of Amphibalanus amphitrite, 2129 nucleotides long. Its product is annotated as short transient receptor potential channel 5-like. Gene Ontology annotation, cellular component: membrane; glycosylphosphatidylinositol-N-acetylglucosaminyltransferase (GPI-GnT) complex. Bases 55 to 1581 code for a protein of 508 amino acids. Lineage: Eukaryota; Metazoa; Arthropoda; Thecostraca; Balanomorpha; Balanidae. Gene Ontology annotation, molecular function: monoatomic ion channel activity. Gene Ontology annotation, biological process: GPI anchor biosynthetic process; transmembrane transport; monoatomic ion transport. The transcript has 9 exons. The record is from RefSeq and is a predicted model, not a curated record.
GAGGAGGAGACGGUAUCCCGUGAGCUGCGAGACGCCGCAGCUCUCUGUCAGUCCAUGACGGCCGAGCUUCUGGCGCUGGCGAGCUGCCGCAGCUCAGUGUCCGCCGUGCUGUCUGCCGUGGACCCGCAGCAGACGGAGCUGCUGGACCUGCUCAUACAGCUCAAACACAAACAGGUGAUCGCGCACCCGGUGGUCCAGUCCCACCUCUGGGACGUCUGGCGCGGCGGCGGGCCGGCCUGGCCGCGGUGGCGCGCCGCCGCGCUGUUGGCCGCUCUCCUGCUCUGCCCGCCUCUCUGGGUGCUCCUCUCUCUAUCUGUCGGCCCGCGCUGUGGUCGUCUGCCGCUGGUGCGACUGGCUGCCCGCCUCACCUCUCACGCCCAGCUGCUGGUACUUCUGGCUCUUCUGGUGGCCACCGGACGUGGACGGUGGCCGCCGCUGGCCGGACCGCUGGAGGGGGCGCUGCUGCUCUGGAUGGCGGGGCUGGUACUGGCUGAGAUGACGGCUGGGCGGGGAACCGGCGGGCUGAGGGUGCUCAGACUGGCCCAGCUCUGCCUGGGUGUGGCUGCCCUGGCCGUCCACGGGGCGGCGCUGGUGUCGGCCGGAACGGAGGCGGAGAGAAGGGAAGCGGUCUACAUCCGUAACCAGAUUUUAGCGUUUGUGCUCCUGCUGGGCUGUGUGCAACUGCUAGAUUUCCUGACGUUCCAUCACAUGUUCGGGCCCUGGACCGUCACUCUGCGGGCUGUCGGCGCGGAACUCGGACGGUUCCUGUUGCUGCUCUGCCUGGUGGUGUGCGGCUUCAGCAUGCAGGUGACAACCGUCUUCACGCCGGUCCGGCCGAUGCCAAGCGUCCGGAAACAGGACGGCAUGGGCUACCCGCCCAGAGACCUGCCGGAGCGCGGCGUGCUGAGCUCGCUGGAGAUGAUGCUGUUCUCUCUGGUGGGUCUGGCGGCCUCUUACGGCUGCCACCCGCCCCCCGUCACCCACCCAGCCUGGUCGGGCGCCCUGCUGAAGACCGUGAUGGCCCUCUAUCUGCUGGUGGCCGGCGUGGUGCUAACUGGCCUACUGGUGGCAAUGAUGACGGAUUCGUGUCGACGAAGUCAGACGGAUUCGGAGAUUGAGUGGAAGUUUGAGCUGGCCCAGUUGAUCCGAGGUCUGAGCCGGAGCCGGGCGCCGCCGGCUCCUCUAAACCUCAUCACCAAGCUGGUGGUGACGCUACACGCCUGUGUCAGGUUCAGAGGUCGCCUGUGGGACCCGGCGGCGCGACAGCAGCUCAGUACCGAGAGACUGACGGAGCGGGCCCGCCGCCUGGGGUCGGCAGCCGCCUGGAGCGGUAGGCUGCGCCGCUCGGCAGCCGCCGACGGCGCCGGAACAGACCGUGACCGGGCGACCCUGGUGGUGCAGCCGUCGGUAACAGCGGCUCCCUCUCUGAGCGGUGGACGGCGGCUCGAGGAUGUGGUAGACUGGUCCCAGGUGUCAGCACUGUUCCUGCAGCGCCGGGGCCGGACUGCCGUCCGCCGCUGUUCGCCGGGUCUGGGCGACUCAGACCCCGGCGACCUCCCACCAACCACCGAAGGACCCUAGACACACUACCGCCCACUCGGACUCCAAGAGAAGACCCCACAGGGUGAUCGGGAAGGAACCCGACUACCUGGAAAGGUCACCGCAAUAAGACGCCGUAAGUGGACGUCGUAUGGACGAGACGGGCGACUUUUUUGCUCGGUAGUCCAUUAGCGGAAUUCGCCGGCGAGCAGGGCGCCCGGUUCCUGGUAGCCAGACGUAGUUAGUGUCUGACAAGGUGCUCCUGUAAUGGUGUCGCUGACAAGACGCGAACAAUGAGCAGAGGAGCUGUACGCGAGGGUAGUUGACCCGAUGUGUGCAGAAAACGCGAAGUUUGGCUAAUGUAGAAACGGAAUGUGUAGGUACCUGAUUAAGUAUUAUCACCUUGGUGUAGUGUGGGGGCACUAACAUUACUAACAUUUUCCAUGUUGCUUUAACCUGAACUAAUUAACAUCACUGACAACUUUACCGUAGUUCGAACUAAAUCUAAUUUUACCACAGCCAAUAACGCCCACUUAAUCUGCUCUGCGCUUCGCUGCAUUUGUACCUAAUACACUAUUUCUGCACGCCCG